Molecule: messenger RNA, 2102 nt
Organism: Cotesia glomerata
Lineage: Eukaryota; Metazoa; Arthropoda; Insecta; Hymenoptera; Braconidae
Gene: Hydr2
Product: abhydrolase domain-containing protein 2
Exons: 8
Coding region: 725-1924 (399 amino acids)
Biological process (GO): medium-chain fatty acid catabolic process; acylglycerol catabolic process; steroid hormone receptor signaling pathway
Cellular component (GO): sperm flagellum; sperm plasma membrane
Molecular function (GO): monoacylglycerol lipase activity; acetylesterase activity
Source: RefSeq, a predicted model, not a curated record
UGAGGAUCCUUCGAUAGUGUAAAAGUGUAUAAAGUCUUUUAAGUGUAUUAAGUGUAUUACUCACCCUCGUUGCUCUGAGAGUGCGUAGUUAAAAAUAAUAAUAACAAUAAAAUUACACCGAGCAGUAACCCUAACCCUGCGUGUGGCAAAUCGCCAAUAAAUAAUUAAAUAAUUUAACAUUACAUGGCCAAUAUGUAAUUAUAAGAUAAUAUAUGUGUUUAUAUAUUAGAUAUAUAAAAUAUCACACACACAGAUGUGCAUUAAGAGUACGCAGUCGUCCAAAUAUUACUAGUAAGUUGGCAUGUUUAGUUUAUGUAAAGCAUUAAAUAAAUUUAAAUGUGUGAGUGUCAUGUAGGAAGAAGGACAUACAUACUUAUAGAAAUAAAAAUUAUUCCAUGUGAUGUCAGCCAGAAAUUCGCGUUAGUGAAAUUUUAUUGAUAUGCGACUCGCCGAUAAGACGUGAACGAUAUGAAAGUGAUUUCAAAAGGAUGAUAAUUGAUAAUUAUUAUAAUUGAUGGAGUAAUAAUAAUGAUAAAAAGGUGGAAGUUAUUUUUGUGGAAGUAGAAGAGACGUUUUGUGUGUCCCUAUCACACAGCAUUACUUCAAGAGAAAUCGUUAUUACAACGUCGUCGUUUUAUUACUGUGGUUAAUGAUAUACACCCGCUACCGCUGACUUUUUAGUGAUUGAUAAUUAUUUAUAUUAGUGGAUUAUAUUUUGUGAAAAAUGUCAACGGCAUUGCUGGCUGUCAUUGCCGUUAUUCUGUGUAUCCUUUUUAGAAUUUUAAAUGUCAACAGUGCUCCCAAGAAACCGGUACUUGUUUGCCAAGACACUGUUUUUCUGUCGACUAUCUUGAAAAUUGCUCCAGUUAUUGGUGAACCAUACAAGCCGACAAGAUUGUGGGGAUUCAGCGGUCAUGUGCAGACAAUUGUCCAUAGUAUAAUCGGGCGUGUGAGAUGUCCAUGGCCUAUUGGAGAACGCGUUUACAUAAUCCUUGUUGACGGUACUACUUUGACUUAUGAUUUAUAUCAGCCGCUGAGUAACGGUCAUGAAGAUGAUAUCACAGUGGCGAUCGCCCCAGGAAUCGGCAACAGCUCCGAGAGUGUUUAUAUCAGGACAUUUGUACACUUUGCACAGUGUCAUGGCUACAGAUGCGCGGUACUCAAUCAUGUUGGAGCGCUUUCCAGUGUCAAGGUCACUGCUCCAAGGAUAUUUUCUUAUGGACACACCGACGACUACCAUGUAAUGCUAUCGAGUCUUCUUGAUAAGCAUCCCAGUACAAAAAUAGUCUGUGUUGGAUUUAGUUUAGGAGGAAAUCUUGUUACCAAGUACAUGGGUGAAAGAGCGAUGACUAAAUCUCCUCAGAUUAUUGGUGGAAUUUCAAUUUGUCAAGGCUAUAAUGCUAUCGAAGGUACUAAAUAUUUACUCAACUGGCAGAAUUUCCGUCGAUUCUACCUUUACAUUAUGACUGAGUCAGUUAAAAAUAUUAUUCUCAAACAUAAAAAAGUUUUACUGUCAGAGGAAGUUAAACAACGGCAUAAUUUAAAUGAGAGAGAAAUUAUUUCUGCUGCAACACUACCUGAACUUGAUGAAGCCUAUACAAGACGAAUCCAUAAUUUUAGAUCCGUAACAGAAUUAUAUAAAUGGAGUAGUAGUAUUAAUUAUUUCAGCGACAUAUCUACACCAAUGGUAUUUAUAAAUGCUUUAGACGAUCCAAUAGUUCCUGAAAUGUUGCUUGUACCAAUAAAACAAUACUCCGCAAUUAAAAACAAUACUUUGUACAUAGAAGUAGCUCACGGAGGACAUCUCGGAUUUUACGAAGGAGGACUUUUGUAUCCAAAUCCAAUUACUUGGCUCGACCGUACUCUAGUUUCACUCGUCGGAUCGCUGACGCUUGUCCACGCUGACCGGGUAAAAGUAUCCUAAUUAUGUAAAGCGUACAAUUACAAUUUUAUAAAUUAUUAUUCACCGCGUGUUUUAAUUUAAUUAUUUGUUGUUUUAAAAAUUUAUUUUUAAUUAAAAAAAAAAAAAAAAACUGCACACUAAUAAUAAAAAUUACCGACCUGCAUUUACAUUUAGUAUUUUAUGCAAAUGGCACAAGUAU